GCCUCCCUGAUAAGCAACACAAAAUAUUUCAUUGUCAUUUCACGCAAUCAAUUUCCUCGCAAGGAGUUUAUUUUUGAGAAUAAAAAAUACUUUAAUGGUGCAGAAAGUGUUUACCAAGGUGUAUAAAAGAAAGUUGGCUGACGGCAACGAAACAACAUGGCGUCCACGGAUGCAGAACCGAUGUCACGUUUAUUGAAGCUUGCCAAAGAGUUUAACUGCUUUUAUCUGUCAGGGUUCCAUGCAGGUGAAUGCAGAGCUUUUGUCGUCGAUGGACAACAAGUCGGUCUUGUUCGACCAGACGUGAUGAAAGAAAUCUUGAACUAUCCAGAGGUUUUUCAAGUACAACCAAAAUACGUGCAACUGAACCCAGCAUUUAGAGAUUAUGCAGAAAGAAGUGCGCGCGUAGAUGAAGUCCUUAGAGAAUGGCGAGCAAGUGGGAAAUUCAUCACGUUACGAGGCUGGCGGGAAGAAUGUCAUGAUGUCCGCACACGAUUCAAUACGGCGCCUCUACUCAAAAUGGAUCGUUCUGCAACUUGUUUAUUUGGAAUCCGGAAAUACGGAGUGGACAUUAAUGGAUACGUAAUGGAUCCCAUAAAGGGAUUGUCAAUCUGGCUACAAAAACGCAGUCCCAAUAAACAAACAUGGCCUGGUUACUGGGAUAAUAUGGUGAGUGGUGGAUUGAGUGUAGGCUUUGGGAUUCAUGAAACGGCAGUUAAAGAAGCUGGAGAAGAAGCAAGUAUCCCAGGCAAUCUCAUUGGGAAGCUCAAGAGUGUAGGAUGCGUAUCUCUCUUUUUUGAAAGCGAAAGAGGACUCUUCCCGAAUACUGAAUUCGUCUACGAUCUUGAACUACCACCGGAGUUUGUACCAAGUAACAGUGAUGGAGAGGUAGAAACUUUUGAAUUGCUUCCAGUAAGUGAAUGUUUAGAGAGGGUACUAUCUUCCCACUUUAAGACGACUUCCAUUCCCGUUGUUCUGGAUUUUUUGAUUAGACACGGAUACAUUACUCCAGAAAAUGAGCCUAAUUUUAUCCAAAUCGUGGAACUUCUGCAUGUACCACUGCAAACGAUGUACAACCAGCCACAAAGAAAAAAUAAAAUAGCUGCCAACGGUGAAGCGAACACGGGUCUAUAGAGUCUUUAGGUUACAAAUAGGCACUAAUUUCAAUCAUGCUAAGGCUACAAAUCCAAUAAAAUGAAUAAGCAGUUGUUCUUUUCAUUUCCUUAUAUUUUCAGGGUCCAAAUGUUUGGAUUGUAAUGUUUCUUUUUUGAUCAUAUAUCGCAAGAAAUACUACAUUUAUUAAUCUAGUAUUACUCAAACAUUUUUUUAUACUAAUAGAACAAUUAUAGAUUGUUAACUGCGUAUCCAGGAUCCUGAAAAUUGAAAAUCCAAAUAAGCUUUGAAUAACGUUAAAUAGAAUUUUUAUUUAUUUUUAAUGACUUUACGCCUUAACAUAAUUAUCCAGCUGUUCAGUUAGCUGGAACAGACCUCCGUGUGAUAUUUGUGAGAAAGUAAACAGUUGAAUGCAGCUCUGAGGGUAUUUUGCCGUAACAAGAUUAUAGCUGUGUUUCAACUGAAAUAAGAAAAUCAUGUAUCUAUUGACAAACUUAUUUUUCUUGAAGUUUUUUUCCAUUAAAAAAUAUUUAUUUGUAUAUAAAAAGAUUAAAAACGUCCAAAUUGAAUUUUCUUGAUUUUAAGUUUAUAAUUAAAGCAAGUUGUAUUGAAAUUUGUGUCAUUACUAGAUAUACUGCAGUCGGAACACAGCAGGUCUUAAUUUACAUUAUGACAACUUGCAAUUUAUGUACUUUCAAUUAUUGUGAGAAACGAUAACCAGUCAAACAAGUUUUUAAGAAAGAAUGCAUUGCAACGUAAUGUGAAUCAAGACGCAAUCUUGAAUAUCAAAGUAUUAACACUGCAUUCCGAAAAAAAAUAGAUUUAAUGUGAACAAGUUGCUUUUUAGAAAAUAGAGAAGCCGAUAAACCCUUUCUGGUAAUUGACGUUAAAAUUUGGUGUCGGUAUUUAAUCAGGUUUGAGUCAUCAUUACCGGCAUUAAUUGCACAAAUUCAAGUUAUACUUCAAAAGUCCAUUCGUAGUUUUAUAUGGUUAUAAUGGACUCAAUGCAACUCUUUUGAUACAGUAGAAAAUUAAAGAUUCGAUCCCUUAUGGAAUUCUCUGUUGUACACUAAAAUGGAAUGUAGCAUUUUUAUUGGCCAGACAGUUUUUUGGGAAAGGGAACAAAAAUCUUUAUGUUAUUUAUCGUAGACUAUAUUAGAUAGGUUUUUUUAAUUGAACGAUCAUUGGAAUCAGAGAUUUAAUCGAUGUUGCAUAAUAUCUCUGAAAUGAUUGUAUGUACCUGAGAGCACACAAGUAUUGAUGCGAUGUAAUUGCGUUUUUCUUUUACCAAAAAGAACGUUCAAGUUAUAAUCGUUUAUUAAUCCUGUAUAAUUUACGCACGAUGCAUUCUUCUAAAGAUGUUAAAAUGUAAAUAUAUGAUUUUUUGCAUACAGUUUACCCAUGAUCUUCCUCUUGAGAUACAAUUGGUUUUUUCGUCGUUUCAAUACUUUUGUGCAGCAGGUUUAACGUUUACUUAACCGUACGUAUUAAUUAACGGUACAGAGGUAUUUAUUGUUGAAUAGAUAUGUUGAUGAAAAUGCGGCAAUCUUAGUGAUGAUCAUGAAGUACUAUAAUUCUGUGAAAUACACACAACAAUGUAUUCGAAUGCCCUAGAUACGCCUAAUGAAAUUUCAAUGACAUUUACAAAAUUUGCGAUAUCUGAAAUUAUUAUGAAUUAAUUGAUAAUUAGGAGGAUGCAUAUUGAAAAUGGAAGUAUCUCGUGCUCAUCUACGGAUUCGCCAUUUGAGUGUGGAGGAGAAUCCAGUAAUCUUUUAAUAGACUUCGGAUAGUUUUUAAGUAUGACAUCUUAGCCAAUAUCAUAGAAUAGAUUGCAUAACUUUAGUACUUUUUUAAUGAAACGAAAUACUUGAUGUGCUAGUCACCUUGUGAACAUUAUGUUGUCUAUACACUCGAGUUUCGAUCAGCGAAAGCAAUUAAAAUUCAUUUUGCAAGUAUCUUUUGUUGGGAGGAACUUAAUGUGAUCAUUGCUACAGUCACGGAAAUCGUUGAUUUGAAGGUGUCAUUUCUUUACAUUUGUACAAUACUUGUUAAUUAAGCAUUUUUGUAUUUUAACAAUGUGUUAGUAUAACUGUAUUCAAUGUUUGAAAAUUUGUGAGCAUGUUGAAUUUAUGCCCUGAAUUUGCUACUUGUAUUUGCGCACAAAUACUUUCAUUUACAUCUUCUACAUCAUGGAAAUUUAUGCUGUGGCUUUUGCAGUUUUCAAUAAUUAAUCGUAUUAUUUGUUGUAGUGUCAUCACAAAAGGUAUUCAGAGUAGCAUUGAAGUCUAACAACUCUUAUGGUAUUAACGCUUCAUCAUACUAUGUACUCGAAAAUAGUUAUGUUAUUUGUGAAUGAAAGAAAUUUGUUUGAAAUGCAAAAAUUCUUUCACAAAUCCAAUGUAAAAAUUCUAAAAAUCUGUAUUCUUAUUUCAAUGGUAUUAAUUAUAUGACUUUAAAUGGA
This is a messenger RNA of Cephus cinctus (wheat stem sawfly), 3571 nucleotides long. RefSeq lists its product as uncharacterized. Bases 157 to 1131 code for a protein of 324 amino acids. The record is from RefSeq and is a predicted model, not a curated record. The transcript has 6 exons. Gene Ontology annotation, molecular function: 8-oxo-dGDP phosphatase activity. NCBI's taxonomy places the organism in Eukaryota, Metazoa, Arthropoda, Insecta, Hymenoptera, Cephidae.